CUGAUUUCAGCUACACCAGGAACAUGUUUUUUGACUUUCCGGUUAGUUUGCAUUCCCCAAAGAAAACUUGAGCUGAUGUGUCUCCUUCUUCUUCUUCUAUGUGCAGUAUUAUACCAAGCACAGCUCAUGAUAUUUACAACCCCGGGUUUAUUUUGUAGAGCGGGGAGCGUGGGGCGGGGGGAGCAUUCCCAAGAGGAAGUAAUCAACCAGUAGCCUCAUCUCUGUGCGCGUUUGCUUCUGCCUGUUCAGAGCAGAGCAGUGGGACUCAGAGAGAGUGGAUUGACAGACGGAAGAUGGUUUGUUUUCAUCGUGAUGGUCUGCACAGCGGUUUCAGGUUGGAGUUGUUAUCGUUUGAUUUAAACCGGUGAAACCCCGUGCUUUUCAAAGAUCAGAAAGAACAAUGCCGGUCACUUGGUGAUUACGCUGCUGCUGAUAGACCACCCUGACGUAGAGCCAUGGCCUGUGUGGGUCAGGCCAAGGUGGACGGUGCCACGGCCACGCCACACCAGAGCCACUAUUCCUCGGACAAGUAUGCGCGGUUCAUCCUGGCCCAGAUGAACAGGAUGAGGAUCCUGAAGGACUUCUGUGACGUCCAGCUGCUGGUCGGGGGCCGGCAGUUCAGUGUCCAUCGGCUCGUCCUGGCUGCCAGCAGCCCCUAUUUCUCAGCACUGUUCACCGGGGGCAUGAGAGAAGCGGACAAAGACAUCGUUCAGAUUUUAGGAGUGGAAGCUGACGUCUUCGAAAUGCUUCUGGAAUUUAUAUAUAGCGGCGUGGUUAACGUGACCGUGGACAACGUGCAGGAGCUGAUCGUCACGGCAGACAUGCUGCAGCUCAGCGAGGUGGUCAAGAUCUGCUGUGAGUUUCUCAAAGUGCAGAUGGACCCUUCCAACUGCGUGGGAAUCUACCAGUUCCUGGAACAGAUCGCCUGCCUUGACAUGAUGGAAUUCACUGAGAACUAUAUUCAUGUGCACUUCCUAGAGGUGUGCGCCGGGGAGGAGUUUCCCAGCCUGGCGAAGGCUCAGCUGGUAAAGAUCCUGCGCAGCGAGGAGCUGCGUAUUGAGGACGAGUACCAGGUGUUCAUCGCAGCCAUGAACUGGGUCCUGAAAGACGUGCCCAGGAGGAAGAAGCACGUGGUGGAGGUGCUGGAUCCCGUGCGCUUCCCUCUGCUCUCCCCACAACGGCUCUUCAAAUGCAUCGAGGGUAUUUCAGAUUUCAGCCUGCGGGUAGCGCUACAGACCCUCCUGAAAGAAUACACGGAAGUCAGCAAGUCACCUAAAGAGAACAAGAUGUUCAGCGUACUUCAGCCAGCCAAGAUCAGGCCCCGAAGAAAGGCGAGAAAGUAUCUUUACGCUAUAGGAGGGUACACUCGUCUGCAGGGCGGGCGCUGGAGUGACAGCAGGGCGCUGAGCUGCGUGGAGCGCUUCGAUUCCUUCAGCCAGUACUGGACCACAGUGUCCUCUCUGCACCAGGCCCGCAGUGGGCUCGGGGUGGCAGUGCUGGAGGGCAUGAUAUACGUCAUCGGAGGGGAGAAAGAUUCAAUGAUCUUCGACUGUGCUGAGCGGUACGACCCUGUGACUAAGCAGUGGGCUGCAGUGGCAUCGCUGAACUUCCCACGAUGUGGAGUGGCUGUGUGUUCCUGCCACGGAGCUCUCUAUGCCUUAGGGGGAUGGAUUGGGUCAGAGAUCGGUAAAACCAUGGAGAGGUACGACCCCACGGACAACAAGUGGGAAAUCGUGGGAAGCAUGGCCGUGCCCCGCUACUACUUCGGCUGCUGUGAAUUACAGGGUUUCAUCUAUGUGAUCGGAGGCAUUAGCGACGAGGGGAUUGAGCUGCGCUCUGCAGAGGUGUACGACCCGGUCUCCAAGCGGUGGAGUGCGCUGCCGGUGAUGUCCAAGAGGAGAGCUUACGUGGGGGUGGCCAGUCUCAACGACUGCAUCUACGCUGUUGGAGGCUGGAACGAGGCUCUGGGCUCCCUUGAAACAGUAGAAAAGUACUCGCCGGAGGAGGAGAAGUGGGUCGAGGUAGCUCCGAUGGGCGUGGCCAGGGCCGGGGUCUCAGUCACGGCAGUGAACGGGCUCCUGUAUGCGGUGGGAGGGCGGGCGUCCAGCCGCGAUUUCUCAGCGCCGGUCACCAUGGACUCUGUGGAAAUCUACGACCCCCACCUGGACACCUGGACGGAGAUCGGGAACAUGAUAACCAGCCGCUGUGACGGAGGAGUGGCUGUGCUCUGACCUGUCAGAUACCGGGGCUGGAGAGGAACCGAUAACCUUGAAAAACACAUGCAGCCAGAACCCAGGGCUUAUCAGAGGAAUCUGAUGCUGGUUCUGUUGCCAACCAAUGCAUUCCUCUGUGGAGUAACAGAGAGAGGGAUACAAUGGACUAAAGCAUUCCUCAAGACCCUCCAAGGUCCUUGUUGGGUCAAAUUCAGGCCUGUUUUACAGUGGACGAUGUUGCAUUGUACAAUUCUUACUUGUAUCUUUUUAAUGGACCCAAGGUGGAAUGGGCUGGACCAUAGAUUAUCCAAUGACUGCUAAGAGAGUUCAGGUGCAUUGGAGUCAGGCUAGUGUUUGUAUAGUGCCAAUACACUGUACGCUGUUACUGAUCUGCUGUGAGAAUUGAGAAGAUUGAGUCACAUGGGCUGGUCCAUUUCACAAAUACAACAAAGAAAGAGAAGUGGCACUGCAGCAGACGCUAGCAUUGGUCACAAUUUGUUCAAAAGUUUGUAAUGUAAUUUACUACUAAGAAUGAACAGAAGUGUGCUGAUUGACAGCAAGCUGAAAACAAUGGGCCAUAAAACUUAGUGGGUAGAUUCAGUUGAAACGUACAGGAGCACUUGCUUAAUCUCUGGCACCAUUCCGUUAAAGUUCCAGAUAUAAAAGGACACCCCACACACACCCCCUUGCACCAGCAAGAGUCAAAAACGGUACAAUCCAUUAGCUCUUAGUAUAAAGUAAAACACAUGCAUACAGUGUGGCAUUGGAGUUUGCUUAAAUGCUGCUGUAUAACAGGGCCCUGAUGUGGGUGCUGUGCUUUUCAGUUAUGCAGAUGCAUUUGCUAAGAAACAAAGGAAGAGUGAUAAAAUGCAUUCUUUAGACACUGCCCUCCUGCUUAGUUAGACAUUCACAGAGUUUCUUUUAUUGUUUGCUGUAUGAUAAAUAACUAAACUCACUGUACACGGUACAGGAUGUUUAUACAUCACGUUCAAGCAGUGUCCUCCGGGUCACACUGUUGCACAUUCGUGCCAUCUAUUCCUAAUGUUACCUCCAGCAGCUUGGUCUUGUGAAACCACCAGCAAUUACAGUGGAAAAGGUCAUUUCUGUAUCUGAGGCAGCUGCGGCUGGGCAACAAUGCUGUUAAUUCACAAAACCUUUAAGCAGUGUUUUCAUGACUGCUCUGCAAAGGACUCUUUAUUGAAAUCAAGUUUUUAGAUCACAGGAGAACCUGUUUUCAAGUUAGAAACUGUCAAAAUGUUUAUAAACCCUCUAAAAAAAUAAAUAAAAUAAACAUGGCCUAAAAUGUUAUUUUGUGAAUAGGACCAUAUAUUAUGUAAGGAAAAGAAACACGAGGCUGGCCCUCCAUUGAGCUGAGCCUGUAGUUGCAUGCCUUUGUGUAGCAGAGUCAGCAGUGACGUACAGUUUGAAACUUCACUUUGAACCCUAGCUUUGUAGUUUAUGGCGUAGAAAUAACCAACCUUUAUUUGUUUUAUCAGCAUUUCCUUAUUGACUCCCAUCUUUUUACUGAAGGGCCAUGCUUGCUUUAUGAAUACACUUUCUUGACGUUAUAAGUAGGGGUGAUAACUCUCGAAUUGAUUCUCUCUCAAGUUAGCUUUAUUCAAUUAAAUUGUUCGUCAACCAAUUAAUGAAAUCAAAUGUAACAAACAUGAAAUACAAAAGACAUCCUUCUCAUGAAAUAGCUUAAAUUAGCUUAAAAGUGAUGAAUGCAUUUUACUGAAACGGUCGCCUGGUAUUUGUAAAGCUUUAUAAAGAUUAAUCAAGCUUUCACAUUAAAAGCCCAGGUUAGUUAGACCAGGGAGUCCCACACUGGGGGCCGCAGCACAUACAACAUGUUUUCUCCCAAAUGACCCAGACAAAGAAAUGACACUGAACAUAAUGAAAGCAGUAACACUUCUGAACAACCUCUCGCACUAAAGGGAUCCAAAUCUGAACUUCAGGGGGAGGGGGGUCCUCACUCAGGAUGUCUAAUUUCACAGGGGGCCUUGAGCCAACAUAGUUUGGGAACCCGAGUUAGACGACACAUU
This is a messenger RNA of Acipenser ruthenus (sterlet), 4258 nucleotides long. RefSeq names its product actin-binding protein IPP-like. Lineage: Eukaryota; Metazoa; Chordata; Actinopteri; Acipenseriformes; Acipenseridae. Bases 456 to 2231 code for a protein of 591 amino acids. The transcript is spliced from 10 exons. Gene Ontology annotation, molecular function: actin binding. The record is from RefSeq and is a predicted model, not a curated record.